Messenger RNA from Lycium barbarum (goji berry), 1779 nucleotides. RefSeq names its product hydroquinone glucosyltransferase-like. The record is from RefSeq and is a predicted model, not a curated record. Gene Ontology annotation, molecular function: UDP-glycosyltransferase activity. Lineage: Eukaryota; Viridiplantae; Streptophyta; Magnoliopsida; Solanales; Solanaceae. The transcript has 3 exons. Bases 198 to 1628 code for a protein of 476 amino acids.
CCAGUUACGAUGCCACUGCCCACCAUUUAUUACAUUUCUCUCCUACCACUGAAUGCUCCUUUAUUGCACUAAGAUAUACUAGUAGGAGUAUAUAUCUCCUCCUUUCACCACAACAUUAAUAUUUCUGAAACAAUUUAGUUAGCACAAAAUCAUUUUCUAUUUCAUUAUUUUCUGUUUCAAUAUUUGAGUUCAUCACCAUGGCUAUAGCAGAAGAAAUCAAGAAUCCUCACGUUGCAUUCCUCCCAAGUCCUGGCAUGGGACACAUCACCCCACUCUUUGAGUUCGCUAAACGCCUAGUCAUCAACCACAACUUCCACGUCAGCUUCUUCGUCAUCACUACCAACGCAUCCACCGCACAAAACGAACUUUUCCGACCAGACAACCUCCCAUCCGACUUCCACGUCAUCGAAAUCCCGCCUGUCGAAAACAUGUCUUCAUUUUUCACUGAUGAUAUGAGAGUAGUCACACAGUUAGCUAUCAUGGUCCGAGAAUCACUCAAACACCUCCCUUCACUCUUAAUGACACAUCGACCAAAAGCUUUAAUUAUUGAUUUGUUUUGUACUGAUGCUUUUGAAAUAUGCAAAAAGCUUGAGAUUCCUGUUUACUCAUUCUUCACUGCUUCUACCAUUUUAAUGACGUUCUCUUUGUACCUGCCGACGCUUGAUAGGGAAGUUGAAGGAGAGUUUGUUGAUCUUCCUGAACCUAUUCAAACUCCUGGAUGUAAUCCAAUAUGCCCUCACGACGUCCUAGAUCAGGUAAAAGACAGGAAAAAUGAGGAGUACAAAUGGUAUUUACUUCACGUCAGCAGGUUGCCGUCAGCCGCCGGAAUAUUUGUCAACAGUUGGGAUGAUCUUGAACCUGUGUCCCUUAAAGCUCUCAAAGAAAAUUUAUUUUUCCAAAAUAUACCUGUUCCUCCAAUUCAUGCAAUCGGGCCUUUGAUCAAACAAGAUGAAGUUAUUACAGAAAAGGGUGCUGAGAUUUUAGCGUGGCUGGAUAAUCAGCCACCUGAUUCUGUUCUCUUUGUGGUUUUUGGUAGUGGUGGCACUUUGACUAGUAAACAACUUAUUGAGUUAGCUUGGGGUCUCGAAAUGAGUCAACAAAGGUUCAUCUUGGUGGCGCGUAUGCCAAGUGAUGCAAGUGCCUCAGCAGCAUUUUUCAACGUGGGCAGCGAUGAAAAUGAUCCAUUACUCUACUUGCCCGAAGGAUUCGUGAAGAAAACGGAAGGAAGGGGUUUGGUGGUCCCCUCUUGGGCCCCACAAGUAGCAAUUCUCAAUCACCCAUCAACCGGUUCAUUCCUGUCACACUGUGGAUGGAAUUCGACUUUAGAGAGCAUAGCCCACGGCGUGCCAAUUAUUGCGUGGCCGCUUUAUGCCGAACAAAGGAUGAACGCCACCGUUUUAGCGGAGGAAGUCGGCGUGGCGAUGAAGUUCCCGGUAGUUCCCUGCGAGGAGUUAAUUAGCCGGAAAGAGAUAGAAAAAGUGGUUAGAAUUGUAAUGGAAGGAGAAAAAGGCAAGGCUAUGAGAAGGAAAGGAAAAGAGCUCAAAGAAAGUGCUAAAAUUGCACUAAGCAAAGGAGGCUCAUCUUAUGAAUCGCUUUGUAGUGUUCUUCAGUUUUGGAAAUCUCAGUGAUUGGUGUUAGCUGAAACAAGAAUUGCAUGGGAUUGGAAAAUGUCAGAAAUUUAUUACUCCCAUGCAUAUGAGUGCACAUGACGAAAUUGUUGUGACUUGUACGUCCUAUUGACUAUUGAAUAAAAUCUUGGGAAAAGUUAUGAAAUGGCCA